AUGGCAGCUGGGACCUGGCUGCUCGUGAAGCACCUGAAGGAGCCCCAGCCAGAGCAGGGCUCCCCCCAGGAGCAGGACUCCAGUGUGACCCCAGCGUGUGAUGAUGGUGAGGAGGAAGAGCCCGUGGUCCGGGGGGCUCCCAGCACAGAGGGAGGGAGCUCCCAGGUUGUCUGCAAUGGAGCACCUUUAGUGUCUUUCAGGAUCAACACAGCGAAUUCCUUGCUGGAAGCACGGCUGGAAGCACAUCCUGGCUGGCUCCUGGUGUGCCACGGGCACUGGGGUCCCUCCCUGGGCACCCUGCUCUGCCAGCAGCUCGGCUACCUCAGCAUGAGCCAGCAGAAGGCAGUGAGCCUGAGGGAUGUCCAGGUGAGUGCCGGGCAGCAGUUCCUGCAGGUGAGACCGCGGCAGGAAGGCAGCCUGGAGGACAUGUGGCAGGUCAGGAGCAGCUGCCGCUCCGGUCGCAUCGUGGCUCUGCAGUGCUCAGAGUGCGGGCUGCAGGCAGGGACCGUGAGGGUGGUGGGGGGCACAGACGUGGCCCCCGGCCGCUGGCCCUGGCAGGUCAGUGUGUGCCAGGGCUCCCAGCACCGCUGUGGGGGCUCCGUGCUGGCCCCCGAGUGGAUCCUGACGGCAGCUCACUGCGUGCACAGGGCAGCCCCGGUGCCGCCCGGCUGCAGGCAGCCGCCAGCCCCGGCCUGGCGGGUUUUUGCGGGGAUUGUCACGCACGGCUCCCGGCAGCCGGGGGCGGGGGUGCCGCUCCGGGACAUCAUCCCCCACCCGCUCUACAACGGCAGCAGCCUGGACUACGACAUCGCCCUGCUGCGGCUGCAGGUGCCCCUCAACUUCUCAGGUGCCAUCCGAGCCGUGUGCCUGCCGCCCGCCCCGCGGGACCUGCUGCAGGGCACGCAGUGCUGGGUGUCGGGCUGGGGCUACACCGCACCUGGCCAAGCACAGGUGGCCGGGACGCUGAAGGAGGCGCUGGUGCCCCUGAUCGGCACCCGGAGGUGCAACAGCUCCUGCGUGUACAAGGGUGAGCUCACGGCCAGGAUGCUGUGUGCAGGACACCUGCAGGGACACGUGGACGCCUGCCAGGGGGACAGCGGGGGCCCGCUGGUGUGCUGGGAUGGAUCCACGUGGCGGCUGGUGGGAAUUGUGAGCUGGGGCCAGGGCUGUGCUGAGCCCAACCACCCCGGGGUUUACACCAACGUGGCUCAGCUGCUGCCCUGGAUCCACCAGGUGACCCAGAUCCACUAGAAAUCAGGACAGGACAGACUCCACACAGCAACACUGCCCUUCCCACAAGUGAAGAACAGCCCAGCACUGGCUCCUC
Messenger RNA from Vidua chalybeata, 1327 nucleotides. RefSeq names its product transmembrane serine protease 5 (gene TMPRSS5). Gene Ontology annotation, cellular component: membrane. The record is from RefSeq and is a predicted model, not a curated record. NCBI's taxonomy places the organism in Eukaryota, Metazoa, Chordata, Aves, Passeriformes, Viduidae. Bases 1 to 1251 code for a protein of 416 amino acids. The transcript has 11 exons. Gene Ontology annotation, biological process: proteolysis. Gene Ontology annotation, molecular function: serine-type endopeptidase activity.